CACGCUUCGGUCAAGAGCUCCUCCGGUCCUCGACUUGCUCCUAUCGACUCCUCCUCACCUCCCUGGGGCCUCGCCGAUUGUCUUCUCGAUAUACUCCAGCGCUCAGUCCGUGUUGUAAGCGGAGGGUUCAUCAUGGGUCGCUACUACCCUGCCAGUCUUGCAACCGUGUUAGUUGUAUUGAUAGCAGUGUAUCUGCUCUUCCGCGGUGAUGGUGAUCAUUUCGAUGUCGGCUACUUCCUCGAGUCGGUGUCUCCGUACGCCUGGGCGAACUUUGGAAUUGCUAUGUGCAUUGGAUUGUCGGUUGUUGGUGCUUCAUGGGGUAUCUUCUUGACCGGCUCAUCGAUCGUUGGAGGAGGUGUCAAGGCGCCCAGAAUUCGCACCAAGAACUUGAUCUCCAUUAUCUUCUGUGAAGUUGUGGCUAUCUAUGGUGUCAUCAUGGCCAUCGUCUUCUCCUCGAAGCUCAACCUUGUCGAAGGCGAUGCGCUCUUCUCUGGCAGCAACUACUAUACCGGAUAUGCGCUGUUCUGGGGCGGUAUCACCGUGGGCGCCUGCAAUCUGAUUUGCGGUAUCUCCGUCGGUAUCAAUGGAAGUGGUGCUGCCCUGGCUGAUGCUGCUGACCCUAGCUUGUUCGUCAAGAUCCUCGUUGUUGAGAUCUUUAGCUCCGUCCUGGGUCUGUUCGGCUUGAUUGUUGGACUCCUGAUUGGAGGAAAAGCGGUCGACUUCGAGGCUGCUGCUUGAAUAUUGAUGGAGCGUAGAGGGCUAUGAUGGGGAUGAUCUGUACGACCUAUAUCAUUCUUGUCUUCACUUUUUUGUUCUUUGUCCUACCUUUAGGCCGCAUUGGGCGCAUGGAUUCGAUUUGACUGUAGAACGGUUGGCUAUGCGUGAAUUGCAUUGAAAGUCUUGCUGCUUUGCCUGAUGGGCAAAUGCGUGAAGAGGGUGUAUAGUAACUUUUGGGAGAUAUCAUGAGAAUACUUGAACCAC
Aspergillus ibericus CBS 121593 is the source of this 981-nucleotide messenger RNA. RefSeq names its product H(+)-transporting V0 sector ATPase subunit c''. Gene Ontology annotation, cellular component: proton-transporting V-type ATPase, V0 domain. The record is from RefSeq and is a predicted model, not a curated record. The transcript is spliced from 5 exons. Gene Ontology annotation, molecular function: proton-transporting ATPase activity, rotational mechanism. Gene Ontology annotation, biological process: proton transmembrane transport. The coding region runs from base 133 to 738 and encodes 201 amino acids. Lineage: Eukaryota; Fungi; Ascomycota; Eurotiomycetes; Eurotiales; Aspergillaceae.